Messenger RNA from Eleginops maclovinus (Patagonian blennie), 1286 nucleotides. RefSeq names its product v-maf avian musculoaponeurotic fibrosarcoma oncogene homolog F (gene maff). The record is from RefSeq and is a predicted model, not a curated record. Gene Ontology annotation, biological process: regulation of epidermal cell differentiation; regulation of transcription by RNA polymerase II. Gene Ontology annotation, cellular component: nucleus. The transcript is spliced from 3 exons. Bases 45 to 659 code for a protein of 204 amino acids. Gene Ontology annotation, molecular function: RNA polymerase II cis-regulatory region sequence-specific DNA binding; DNA-binding transcription factor activity, RNA polymerase II-specific. Lineage: Eukaryota; Metazoa; Chordata; Actinopteri; Perciformes; Eleginopidae.
CAUUCUUUUGACCUGACGUCAUUGUCGCUUGUGUUUUUUUGUGAAUGAAAGAAUCCAACCUCAGAGAGCAGCGGAGUAAUUCCGGGAAAAGGCGGACUGACAUUUUGUCGCCAGCGUCGCUUCGACCAGCAGUGUCUGUAUCUGUGUUGUUGACUGGAGCUCGGGGGGGAACAGCCGAAGAGAUGACAUCAGAGAGAAACAGCAAAGCCCUGAAGGUGAAGCAGGAGUGUGGCGAGAACGUGCCCGUCCUAUCCGACAGCGAGCUCAUGUCGCUGACUGUGCGCGAGCUCAACCUCCACCUGCGGGGCAUGUCCCGCGACGAGAUCCAGAAGCUGAAGCAGCGCCGGCGCACCCUGAAGAACCGGGGCUACGCCGCCAGCUGCCGGGUCAAACGCGUGUCGCAGCGGGAGGCGCUGGAGCAGCAGAAGACGGAGCUGCAGCGGGAGGUGGAGAGGCUGGGGGUGGAGAACGCCGGCAUGAGGAAAGAGCUGGAGGGGCUCGGCGCUCGAUUGGCCGCCCUGCAGAGGUUCGCCCGGGGGCUGGAGGCCGGCGGGGGGAACAUCCUCGCUACAGCGCCGCGCCUCAACACCGCCUCUGUCAUCACCAUCGUCAAGAGCCCUGCACAGCGGGGGCCACAGAGAGACCAGGAGCCAUCCUAGAAGGAGCUGUUUGGACUGGAGGGGGGGGGGGACACACAACCUGCAAUGCAAACUCACACAAACUACACACACAGGACUUCAGUAGGAAAAUACUAAGCACUUGUCAGCGUUGCGCCUCGUUCACAUGCUCAAAUACGCAGGUAUGUUUAGUUUUCCAGAGGACAGGGGGGGGGGGGCGUCCUCCACUGUCUCACCACAGUCGACUGAAAUUUGUUUUAGGAUUUAAAGACGCAGCAGUUGUCAUGUGAACGAGGCGGCAUCGCAGGAAAAACUCUGACUGAAGCGAUACCGCCCCGACGAUGGCAAACUGUUCAGUGAGUCCUGCUGCUGGGGUCUUCUUCUGCUUCCACCUCACCUGCAGCCCCGUGCCCCUGUUACUGUGCAACAAAGCCUCCCAGAGAGCGUGGCUCCUGUCAGUCACCACUGCAGAGCUUCCGCCUGUCACUGGAUAUGCCGGCGGUUCCAGGAGAGCGCUGUGAUGGAAGUGCUGACGCGGGGAGAAUCCAGAAAUAGGUUGAGAAACGCUGCGUGUGCAAACGAUCAGUGACAUUUCUGCGUCUUUUUUUGGGGACUCAUCUGCCGAUACUUCCUCGCUUUUCCUUUCGUGGGGUGGGGUGGCGGGGGGGG